ACCCACCAAAAAAAAUAUAUUCCCGACAAAACUCGAUACCAAUAGAGUAAUUUGAUUGCCAGUGAUUGCGCUUCCUUGAGGCAGUUCAUAGAAGGAAGAAAAUGGCUCAGGCUAUGGCUUCGAUGUCGGGUCUACGCGGCUCGUCCCAGGCGGUCCCCGAGGGCAGCCUCCAGCUCAGCGGAUCGACCCGCCUGGCCGUGCCGAGCGGCAGCAGCCGGGUCACCGUGAACCGGGCUGGAUUCAGUGUCAGGGCAUCCGCCGAGGCAGAAACUAGCCGGAGGGCCGUGCUGGGCCUGGUGGCCGCUGGGCUCGCCUCGGGGUCGUUCGUCCAGGCCGUGUUGGCUGAGGCCAAGUCCAUCAAGGUCGGGGGACCUCCUCCCCCCUCGGGCGGACUUCCCGGGACAUUGAAUUCGGACCAGCCGAGGGACCUGCAGCUGCCCCUGAAGGAGAGAUUCUUCCUGCAGCCGCUGACCCCCGCGCAGGCAGCAGCGAGGGCAAAGGAGUCGGCCAAGGACAUCAUUAACGUGAAGGAGCUGAUCAACAAGAAGGCGUGGCCUUAUGUGCAGAACGAUCUCCGGCUCAGGGCCGAGUACCUCCGCUUCGACCUCAACACCGUCAUCUCUGCCAAGCCCAAGGACCAGAAGAAGCCCCUCAAGGACCUCACCGGCAAGCUCUUCCAAACCAUCAGCAAUUUGGACCACGCAGCAAAGAUCAAGAGCACUCCUGAAGCAGAGAAGUACUAUGCCGAGACCGUAUCUGCCCUCAACGAUGUUCUUGCCAAGCUAGGCUAAACCAAGAGACUCUGUGUAUUAAUUUUCUUUGCAAGUCUUUUCUGUAAGGAUAUCCAUGAGACCCCGUGUUUUAAAAAGCUACUUCGUAUUCGACUCAACUCUUGCUGCACAAGAACGAUUAUAUCGACCCGUUCCUUAAAUUUUAUAAAAA
Molecule: messenger RNA, 942 nt
Organism: Punica granatum (pomegranate)
Lineage: Eukaryota; Viridiplantae; Streptophyta; Magnoliopsida; Myrtales; Lythraceae
Source: RefSeq, a predicted model, not a curated record